Molecule: messenger RNA, 2007 nt
Organism: Carassius carassius (crucian carp)
Lineage: Eukaryota; Metazoa; Chordata; Actinopteri; Cypriniformes; Cyprinidae
Gene: asb1
Product: ankyrin repeat and SOCS box containing 1
Exons: 5
Coding region: 93-1109 (338 amino acids)
Biological process (GO): protein ubiquitination; intracellular signal transduction
Cellular component (GO): ubiquitin ligase complex
Molecular function (GO): protein binding
Source: RefSeq, a predicted model, not a curated record
UCCAUGCCGCUACUAAAAACAGCAUUAGGGAAAAACACAGAACCUUUUUGUGGAGCAGCAUACAUUUAUUAAAGCAGACAGUACUAAACACGAUGUCUGAUGAGAUCCCACCGGUCCCUGAGCCACAGAUCCCAAACACUUCUGCAGCUGGUCGUAACCUGAGAAGAUGGCUCCAGGAGCAGUUCGGCGACAGGCCUCUAGAACAGUGUGAGGACAUGAGUCUACAUAAUGCUGCCCAUGUAGGAGAUCUAGACACUCUCAAGACCCUCCUACAAGAAGACGGCUUCAAACAGAGGAUAAAUGAGAAGUUGAUUUGGUCCUGUGGUCUGCUGCCUUGCACGCCCCUGCGAAUCGCUGCCAUGAUGGGUCACAGCGAGUGUGUGGACUACCUGAUCUCUCUGGGAGCUGCAGUGGACCUGGUGGAUGUGAAGGGUCAGACUGCUCUGUACAUGGCUGUGGUUAAUGGACAUCUGGACUGUGUGAAGAUCCUUCUGAAAGCCGGUGCUGAUCCGAACGGCAGCAUUCAUCACCGGAGCACCCCAAUAUACCACGCUGCACAAGUGGGCCGAGUGGACAUCCUAAUAGAGCUGAUCAGGUUCAAUGCUGAGGUUGAUAUUGACCAUCGGCUGGACCAGAGGUUUAUGUUCGGCACCCGCUCUUUGACAACUCUGGCAGCCUGUCCCCUUUUCAUCAGCGCAGCUUAUCACCACCUCCCCUGCUUCCGGAUGCUUCUGAAUGCCAGUGCCAACCCCAACUACAACUACAAUGGCCCCGUGAGCAGGGAAGUGCUGGUCAGGGGCCGGGCCUCCUGUAUGCUGGAUGCAGUUCUGAAACUUGGAUGUGAACCAGCCUUCGUUAGCUUGCUGCUGGACCACGGCGCUGACCCGUAUCUAGUCCCCUGGGACGAACUCGAUCCUGACACCAUGGUUCGCUUAAAAGUCAAUGCUGAAGCCUUUCGCAUCUACCAAGAGGCCAAAAGAAACCCGAGGAGAUUGAUGAACCUGUGCCGCAUUACUAUCAGGAAAAUCAUGGGCAAGAAGCGUCUAGCAUGCAUCUCUUCGCUUCCGCUGCCUGAAACCAUCAUCAAUUUUAUGUUUCACAAGGACUGAUGUACCUCUGCUUCUCCAUGUUGACGGUCGAUGAACUCAAGGGUAUGAGUGGCCACUCACUCUCCAGAACUACUUACAUGGAAACCAAUGACUUCCACAAGACUCUGGCAGCUGUAAUGGCAAGGUAAUGGCAUGUUUGUGUUGAUUUUGGGCGGAAAUCUGUGGAAUGGAUUCCUUGUAAAAAUGUGUUAAAUGGAGCUGAGAGUACUGCACUCUUAUUGUGAGAAGAAUACAUAAGCAUAUUAGCAAAAGUGUUAAAUAUAUGCACUGCUGCUGCCAUUUUAAGAGAGUUUUAGAUACUCUUCUUUGCACUGUGCCAAAGAACAUGCUCACCUGUAGUAAAAUCACUGUAACACACUGCCUUUCGUGGCUUAUUGCUUUAAUGAAGGGCAAAAUUGAACACCACUUAUGAGAGAAAAUCAUGUGAGUUUAGUCUUAUUUUUGUUAUUUUAGCUUGUGCCAACGGUUGUUACAGCACUACAGUAAUGACUAUUAAAUAUUAGAAUUAUGAUAUUGGUUUAUGGGGGGCCGUACAAGCCAUAAUUCAUUCUGGCACUCUCACACACAUACAUUCUCCUUUCACAUACAUUAUAUUUCUACUCUCACACACUUACAUUCUCCUUACACAUACAUAUAUUUUUUUGCUUUCACACACGUGCAUUCACCUUUUACAUAUAUAUAUUUAUACCUUUGUUUGGUAUCAUUACUUCCUGUUUAAGCAGGAAGUCACUCUCAGACCAGGAAAUACAUGUGCAAGACCUGCUCAGCUCUUCCUCACAAUUUUACAGUUAUGCUAUUCAAAGUCAUCCUGUUUUCUUUUCAAGUACAUAUUUUAAGUUUUUAACUUGAACAUAUCAUUAUGUAACCUACGUGUUCUACAGAUCUGUGUACAAGUUCU